Molecule: messenger RNA, 1437 nt
Organism: Ogataea angusta
Lineage: Eukaryota; Fungi; Ascomycota; Pichiomycetes; Pichiales; Pichiaceae
Exons: 1
Coding region: 1-1437 (478 amino acids)
Biological process (GO): proteolysis
Cellular component (GO): fungal-type vacuole
Molecular function (GO): zinc ion binding; metalloaminopeptidase activity
Source: RefSeq, a predicted model, not a curated record
AUGUCCAACUACGCAGAGGGAUUUAUAGAUUUUGUCAACGCUUCACCAACCCCGUACCACGUGGUGGACACCGUGAAGAAACAGCUCCAGCAGGCCGGGUUCGAGGAGUUGUCUGAGCGCCACCCUUGGGAAAGACUAAUCCAAAGGGGAUCCAAAUACUAUGUGACCAGAAACGGCUCCUCCAUUAUUGCCUUCACGAUAGGCGGUUCGUACCGGCCGGGAAAUGGUGUUGCCAUUGUUGGAGGCCACACGGACUCGCCGGUUUUGCGCAUCAAGCCGAUUUCUGACCAGAGAAAAGAGGGCUACAUCCAGGUCGGGGUAGAAACGUACGGCGGAGGAAUCUGGCACACCUGGUUCGACAGAGACCUGAGCGUUGCAGGGCGGGUGUUUGUGAACGAAAAUGGCAAGUACGUGUCGAAACUGGUCAAGAUAUACAAGCCGAUCAUGAGAAUCCCCACUCUCGCUAUCCAUCUCACCAAGGAGAGAUACACCAAGUUCGAGUUCAACAAAGAGACCCAGUUCAAGCCGAUUGCCGGUCAGUACCAGGAACAGUCCAAGGAUGCGGCCGGCUGCUGCGCAGGCGAGCAGCUCAGCAACGACGAAUACGAGUCGCUGAAAAGCGUCGUCCAAAGACACAGCAAGGAGCUGCUGGACCUGAUUGCGGCAGACCUGUCUGUGGACGUGGCGCAGAUCGAGGACUUUGAGCUGAUACUCUACGACACACAGCGGUCGACGAUCGGCGGCCUCAACGACGAGUUCAUCUUCAGCCCGCGUCUCGAUAACCAGGUCACGUGCUACUGUGCUACGCGCGGGCUCAUCAACUCUGCGCAGAGUCUGGGUACUCAGGAGGGGAUCCAGAUGAUCUCGCUGUUCGACCACGAGGAGAUCGGGUCGCUGUCGGCUCAGGGCGCUGACUCGUCGUUCCUGCCCAACGUCCUGGAGAGACUGACCCGGCUGACGUACGACGAGAACGGAAACGGGGCAAGUAGCUCGUCGUCGUCGUAUUUCCUGGAGACGAUGGCGAAGUCGUUCAUUCUGUCGUCAGACAUGGCCCACGGCGUGCAUCCAAACUACACAGAGAACUACGAGAGCCUCAACAAGCCGCAGCUCAACAAGGGCCCCGUGAUCAAGGUCAACGCGAACCAGCGGUAUGUGACGAACUCGCCGGGAAUCGUGCUGUUGAAGAAGGUUGCCGACUUGGCAAAGGUGCCGCUGCAGCUGUUUGUCGUGAGAAAUGACUCUCCGUGUGGGUCGACGAUCGGCCCUAUGGUGAGUGCCAAGCUCGGCGUGCGCACGCUCGACCUGGGCAACCCGCAGCUGAGCAUGCACUCGAUCCGCGAGACGUGCGGCUCGCACGACAUCGAGAAGCUUGUGUUGCUGUUUGAGAGCUUUUUCGAGCACCUCAAUUAUCUCGAGCAGAGACUAGAGGUGAAUUAA